GGGGGGCGCAGUUCAGAUCUAGCGCUUGUCUCCUGGACGCUGCUGGCCUCUCGAGUUGCGGGGGUCUGCGCGAUCGCGAGUUGCCUCGUCAAGGGCAAAGCAGCCACAGCAGCCACAGCAGCGGCCGCCUCUCCCACCUCUCAAGCCAAGCCUGGGGCUUGUGGCUUCCUCCUGUGGUCGAGUGGGGUACCCCGGUCCCGCUAACGGAGUCAGCUGGCGCGUUUCUGGUUAACGCUUGUUUCCCUGUUGGGUGUUGCCGGUAAAAAUCGGGGUAGGAGUUGCCGUGGCUGGAGGGAACGAAGAGAAUCCAGACAGGGUGAAGGCAGCAUGAGUAAUUCCUGAAUGUGCCUAUAAGCAUAUUUAACCUUUGGCUUUUGAUUAAGAGAAAGAGAACAGCCACUCACACUGGAAAGGCAACACAUCAGACACCUAAGUAGUUGUGCAUUUCGCGAAUUUCAAGAAAAGUGAAAUUAUAAUACAGCAGAACCUAUAUAAAAGAAGGUACAGGCACACCAUUGAGUUGUUUGGGAUGCAGAAGAGUAUCUGGUUGAGAAACCUAUGAAAGACAAGACAAGACCCUGCCUCAGGAAGUGUACAAGAGAAUAGUUUUAAAGAAACUUACAGAUGAAUGCAGAACAGUAACCAUUGGAGGUGAUGGAAAUAUACUGAAACAAUGGGAGAAGCCAGUAGCUUAUAGGAAGCCAAGAUGACAAGAUUUUUAAAAAAUAAUCUAAUGAAGAGUCCUGUUGAAGAAUGAGGUGAAUUAAUGCUUGGGAUCUCAGAAACCCUGGACAGCUACAUGAAGUGUUUAAUAACGGCCCUUACCAUCUUGUCAAACAGAUCGCUGCUCAUGGGGCCCGACAGAAGGAAUGAGCCAAGAAGGGACAGUGUCCUGCCCUGUAGAAAUAGUGACUGCUGACCUGCCGAGAGUGAACUGGAGACUGCGUGUUGUCUGCCAGUACAAUGAAGGAAGUGGUUUAUUGGUCACCCAAGAAGGUGGCAGACUGGCUGCUGGAGAAUGCCAUGCCAGAAUACUGUGAACCUCUGGGGCAUUUUACAGGCCUGGAUUUGAUCAACCUAACCCAGGAAGAUUUUAAAAAACCCCCCUUGUGUCUAGUCUCCUCUGACAAUGGGCAGCGGCUCCUAGACAUGAUAGAGACCCUGAAAAUGGAGCACCACAUGGAAGCACACAAGAACGGCCAUGCCAAUGGGCACCUCAACAUUGGUGUGGACAUCCCUACCCCUGAUGGCAACUUCAGCAUCAAGAUUAAACCCAAUGGAAUGCCAAAUGGGUAUAGGAAAGAGAUGAUAAAGAUCCCCAUGCCAGAACCAGAGCGUUCUCAGUACCCCAUGGAGUGGGGCAAGACAUUUCUGGCCUUUCUUUAUGCACUUUCCUGUUUUAUUCUCACCACAGUGAUGAUCUCGGUCGUCCAUGAACGAGUACCUCCUAAGGAGGUGCAGCCUCCACUACCGGACACGUUUUUUGACCAUUUUAACCGGGUGCAGUGGGCCUUUUCUAUUUGUGAAAUUAACGGCAUGAUCCUUGUAGGACUUUGGUUAAUUCAGUGGCUGCUUUUAAAAUACAAGUCUAUUAUUAGCAGAAGAUUUUUCUGCAUAGUUGGCACGCUGUACCUGUAUCGGUGUAUUACAAUGUAUGUUACCACACUCCCAGUACCCGGUAUGCAUUUCAACUGUUCUCCGAAGCUUUUUGGAGACUGGGAAGCCCAACUGCGGAGAAUAAUGAAGCUCAUCGCUGGAGGUGGACUGUCCAUCACUGGUUCUCACAACAUGUGUGGGGACUACCUUUACAGCGGCCACACGGUCAUGCUCACACUCACCUACUUAUUUAUCAAAGAGUAUUCCCCUAGAAGACUCUGGUGGUACCACUGGAUUUGCUGGCUUCUCAGCGUAGUUGGAAUCUUCUGUAUUCUCUUAGCGCAUGACCACUACACUGUGGACGUGGUGGUGGCAUAUUAUAUCACCACAAGACUCUUCUGGUGGUAUCACACUAUGGCCAAUCAGCAAGUGCUAAAGGAAGCUUCCCAGAUGAACCUCCUGGCCAGAGUGUGGUGGUACAGACCAUUUCAGUACUUUGAAAAGAAUGUCCAAGGAAUUGUACCUCGAUCUUACCAUUGGCCCUUUCCCUGGCCAGUAGUGCACCUCAGUAGGCAAGUUAAAUACAGCCGUCUAGUGAACGACACGUAACAGCGUACAAGUGAGGUGAAGAGGAACUGUCCAAAGUGCUAAGAACUCCACUGAGAAGAUGCCAUAAACAAACACCUCCCUAAUCCUAUUACCUUUCAACUGAACCUAUCGAGUUACCUGGUCAGCACUGUGAUCUUUUUUUCUCUCCAAAGGACCUGCGUUGGACAACAAUAAAGAAAAGUUAACCUAUCAUGCACUGUUCACAUUUCCUGUUCAUAGUCGGGGAUUUGCAUAAUAACCCACAACCACCAUGUUCCUUUGUAUAUGAUGCAGCAGCAUAAAUAUAAGCUUUUAUAUAACAUAAGUUCUGGUGUUUCCAGUCAAAUCUGGAAAUAAAGCGUAUUAUUUUCUUGGGAAAACAUACUUUUCAUAUCUCUUGCCCCAAAGAUUGGGCUGUAAGCCAUUUUCUAGCAAAUGUCUCUAUGAAGGUUUCUAAGUACCUGCUUGGGGUCCACUUAUGAAAACUUUCUACCUGUUGCACCAAUAUUAAAAAUGACAGACAGAAAGGUAUGGUAACUUCAGGUUUUGUAAAAUCAAUACAGUGUGUCAAAAAGUGCAAAAAAAAGAUUCUGUUAUAAAGUGAUUUUCUAAGUAUUUACUAACUUUAUUUUUCAAAAUGAUGUUAUGAAAACCAAAUUUGAAGAUUUUUACAUGUUAGAGAGAAGAGAGUUAAAACAUAAAAAUGCUUCUUGAGAGAGAAAUUUGUCUAUGUUUCUAGUGCCUUUCUUGUCUUGAUUGUAUGGUCAGUAGGCAAUCUUAAAUGUUUUUAUUUAAAGUAUUCCACAAAAAUAUAGAUGUAUGUAUACACUACUAAAUUUUUGCAUUUGUCACUAAAUUCAUCAGAAGACUGUUUAUGGUUUUAAAAUUGCUCUGAAUUUAAAAAUGGAGAUGUUAAUUAGAAAGUCAGAGCCUGUUCACAUAUUGUGAGCAGGUGACAGUGUCAUUGUAGCACUUAAACAAUUUUGUCAUCUAUUUGGUAGUUCAGUUCUAACUACACAGUGAAAACAGCCAUGAAUAUUUUUUUUUAAAGAGAGUUUUGAAAAUGAUCACUUGUCUAAAACUUGAAAGCUGAAAAUUAGUAUCCAUACUCUCAUGGCAAUUUUGUUUGUGAACAACAAAAAAGAGAUCUAUUUCUUUACAAUAUAUUUGUGCAGAAACUGCAUGUAAUUCUGUUUCACUCCUAACAUACGUAUGUUUGGGGAAGUAUUCUAUUCUAUACUUGCCAAUGUGGAGAACAAAAUAGUUUUUUAAGAAUGAAGAAAUAUAAAUAUCCAUUCUGUAUUUUACGUGCAGCAGAAUUAUCUUCUGUAGGGUUUUUUUUUUCUGUAUUCACAAGGUGAUAUUUGUAUUGUAUAACAAUAAUGGUGAAGGAAAUAAAAAGGCUUUUAAAAUUUUGUUUGUUUAAAA
Molecule: messenger RNA, 3612 nt
Organism: Ochotona princeps (American pika)
Lineage: Eukaryota; Metazoa; Chordata; Mammalia; Lagomorpha; Ochotonidae
Gene: SGMS1
Product: sphingomyelin synthase 1
Exons: 10
Coding region: 964-2205 (413 amino acids)
Biological process (GO): sphingomyelin biosynthetic process; ceramide biosynthetic process
Cellular component (GO): endoplasmic reticulum membrane; Golgi membrane
Molecular function (GO): protein binding; ceramide cholinephosphotransferase activity; sphingomyelin synthase activity
Source: RefSeq, a predicted model, not a curated record